Molecule: messenger RNA, 1398 nt
Organism: Dioscorea cayenensis subsp. rotundata (Guinea yam)
Lineage: Eukaryota; Viridiplantae; Streptophyta; Magnoliopsida; Dioscoreales; Dioscoreaceae
Product: probable protein phosphatase 2C 25
Biological process (GO): protein dephosphorylation
Molecular function (GO): cation binding; protein serine/threonine phosphatase activity
Source: RefSeq, a predicted model, not a curated record
AAGAAGAACAAUGUCUUGCUCUGUUGCGAUCGCGAGUUCAUCGCCGGUGGCGUUCUCGCCGUCUCGUCUCCCGUUGUCGUGUAAGACCUCGCCGGAGACGUUGAGCCUCACCGCGCAUCUCUAUCAGUCGGAUGGAUCUCCUUCUGGUGCGUCUUGUGGGACUUCUUCGCCUUUUCGACAUCGGUUUCAGCGGCCGGCUAGUGGGCUUCGACCGUUUUCGUCGCCGCCGCCUUCUGUUGCUGUGGAUUCUUCGGGUUCGCCUUCCGGUUUGAUGGCGGAGUCGGGUGGGAAAGUUUCGGCCUUGAAGAGGAAGAGGCCGGCGAGGAUUGAUAUACCGAUGGGGGAUGUGCUGUGCUUUGGAGAACCGAAGAAAUCGGAUGGUAGGAAGGAGGUGGAGGAGGAGGGGGAGAGGUAUUCGGUGUAUUGUAAGAGAGGGAGGAAGAGACUUGAGAUGGAGGACCGAUUUAGGGCUCAUGUCGAUCAUCUUGGAGAUUCUGAAUUGGCAUUCUUUGGGAUUUUUGAUGGUCAUGGUGGUACCAAUGCUUCUGAAUUUGCAUCCAAGAACUUGGGGGAUCACAUAAUAGAGGAAGUGAGAACUAGGGCUGAUGAAUGUGAGAUUGAGGAAGCAGUGAGGUUUGGAUAUUUGAAAACUGAUUCAGAGUUUCUGAAAGAGGAUGCUGGAGGUGGAACUUGUUGUGUCACUGCAUUGCUUAAAAACGGCAACCUUAUUGUGUCAAACGCCGGUGAUUGCCGGGCUGUUCUGAGCAGAAGUGGGAUGGCUGAGGCUCUCACAUCUGAUCACCGGCCAUCGAGGAAGGACGAGAGGGAUCGCAUUGAGAGCUUUGGUGGGUAUGUCGAAUGCUGCAGAGGAACGUGGAGAUUGCAAGGCUCUCUAGCUGUAUCAAGAGGAAUCGGUGACGCCCAUCUGAAGCAAUGGGUGAUACCCGAACCAGAAACUAGCACCAUCUCUAUUAAACCUGAAUGUGAAUUCUUGAUUCUAGCUUCCGACGGUCUUUGGGACAAGGUGAGCAAUCAGGAAGCAGUGGACAUAGCUAGACCCUUAUGCAUUGACUCUGCUGAUAAACAACCAUCACUGUUAUCUGCUUGUAAAAAGCUUGCUGACCUUUCUGUUACCAGAGGCUCUCUAGAUGAUGUCAGUGUUAUGAUAAUCCAGCUCAAGAAUUAUGCCAGGAAUGACUAGAGAUCUUUUAUUCAAUGCCUUGCACUAACCAUUGUCAAAAUAGGAUUAAAUUCUGUACAGCAAGUCUUUUUAUUGAACUUGCUUUCUUUGCAUUUCAGGUUUUAGUCAGAUCAUUUCUAUAGAUACAUCACUAUUAUUGAUUUGUUCUAAAUAUAAAUAAUCUCUAUCAGGCAGUAAAUCUCUGAAUUCUUUUUCCA